Molecule: messenger RNA, 2452 nt
Organism: Abrus precatorius (Indian licorice)
Lineage: Eukaryota; Viridiplantae; Streptophyta; Magnoliopsida; Fabales; Fabaceae
Product: silicon efflux transporter LSI2-like
Exons: 6
Coding region: 619-2232 (537 amino acids)
Biological process (GO): transmembrane transport
Cellular component (GO): membrane
Source: RefSeq, a predicted model, not a curated record
ACACACAGAUUCAGCAGACAAAAGGGAAAUAAAAUUUCAGAGCCUCUUCUGAAACCAAAAUUUGAAAGAGAAAUUCAAAGAAGAGAAAGUGGGCAUCAAAUUGAAGCAUUCUCUCAUUGCUAAAUCAAUUUGUUUCCAUGUAUGGCCAACCCAGCAACAAAUGAAAGGGCAAAGACAUAUAGUGGCCAUUUGCAGGUGCACUUAUAUAAUAGAGGGUCACCUUUCACGAUUUGGUAUGAACUAUGAAGUUUUCUUCAGUAGUUUUCAGCUGAGGAUGCUCCAAUUCUCCUCCACCACUUUCUUAAAUAGUUUGGAAACAUGUUAAGAUUGCACUAAAAUAAACGUGAAUCUAUACACGUUCUAAAAUCACUCUUAAUCGCAAUCUCCAAAAGGACUCUUACAAAAAGUUGAUAGCUUUUCAUGAUAAUUCCAAUUCAGCGACAGCAAAUAGAUGUGAGCUUCAGUUAUAGCACAGCCCAUUAAAGAAUUUUCUUGUUAAGGAAAUUUCAUUCUACCAGGCUCAAUUCCAUUGUGUUAUUAUUGUUAAUGACAUAGAGGUGGAGAUUUUAGUCUUUGAUUUGGAAUUUGGAACUGAUUGCUGCUUGUCCAGCCACAAAAAUGGCUCUGGCUCCGAUUUCAAAAGUUGUUCUAGGCUCUGUUGCUUUUGCAAUCUUCUGGGUACUAGCAGUUUUUCCUGCUGUUCCUUUUUUACCAAUUGGGAGAACUGCAGGGUCCUUGCUAGGUGCAAUGCUUAUGGUCAUAUUCCGAGUUCUUAGUCCAGAUCAAGCUUAUGCUGCAAUUGAUCUACCAAUUCUUGGUCUUCUUUUUGGAACAAUGGUUGUCACUGUUUUUCUUGAAAGAGCAAAUAUGUUCAAGUACUUAGGGAAAUUGCUCUCUUGGAAGAGUAGAGGAGCAAAGGACUUGCUUUGUAGAAUCUGUUUUAUUUCAGCUGUGUCAAGUGCUUUUUUCACCAAUGACACUUCUUGUGUUGUUUUAACUGAAUUUGUGUUGAAAAUUGCAAGGCAACAUAACCUCCCACCCUACCCUUUUCUUUUAGCACUUGCUUCAAGUGCUAACAUUGGGUCCUCAGCUACUCCAAUUGGGAACCCUCAGAAUUUGGUUAUAGCUAUUCAAGGUAAAAUAUCAUUUGGAAGUUUUUUAACUGGUAUUCUUCCAGCCAUGCUUGUAGGAGUUGUAGUGAAUGCUAUAUUUCUUAUAGCGAUGUAUUGGAGGGUAUUAACUAUUCAAAAGGAUGAAGAGAAUCCAGUUUCAGAAGUUGCUGAAGAAGAGGUUAUUACCCAUCAGUUUUCCCCUGCCACGAUGUCUCAUUUUGCAUCCUUUAACUCUCAAGAAUGCAAUGGUUCUUCCGAAUCUACUAAUAAUAUUCAAAACACUUGUCAAGUUCAUGUUGGGAGAAACCAAUCAAAUCCAAGUGCAAGUGAAGUUCAGAUGGUUCUUAGUAGCACAAAGGAUUCCACUACAAACCCAAAUGAAACAAAGGAGGGGACAAAUGAUAAAAAGGAGGAAACUAACCCUUCAAGAACUGUUGCAAUAGUUGUAGAUAAACCAAUAGAAGCACAUGAUUUGCACUCUUCAGAAGGAAAGGACUAUAUGAACGUAAAAUGGAAAAGGAUGUUGUGGAAAUUUUGUGUUUAUGCAAUCACAUUACUAAUGUUGGUUGCAAUGCUUAUUGGUUUAAAUAUGGCAUGGACUGCAAUUGCAGCUGCAAUAACUUUGGUGGUUCUUGAUUUCAAAGAUGCAGGGCCAUGUUUAGAGAAGGUCUCAUAUUCACUUUUGAUAUUCUUCUGUGGAAUGUUUAUCACAGUAGAUGGCUUCAAGAAAACUGGAAUUCCAAGUGCUCUGUGGGACAUAAUGGAGCCUUAUUCAAGGGUAGAUCAUGCUAGUGGAAUAGCUAUACUUGCUAUAGUUAUACUUGUCCUAUCAAAUUUUGCUUCAAAUGUACCAACGGUUCUAUUGCUUGGAGGAAGAGUUGCAGCCUCAGCUGCUGCAAUUUCCAAAGAAGAUGAGAAGAAGGCUUGGCUCAUCUUAGCAUGGGUGAGCACUAUAGCAGGGAAUUUUUCACUUUUAGGAUCAGCUGCCAACUUGAUAGUGUGUGAACAAGCACGUAGAUCUCCAAACCAUGGAUACACAUUAACCUUUUGGACUCAUCUGAAAUUUGGCCUUCCUUCCACUCUUAUAGUCGCCGCUAUAGGUUUGACACUCAUCAAAUGAUAAGAAUUUGUUGAACACCAAUGAAUCUUAUCGUACAAGUUCACACAAGCAUAAUCAGUUUAUUGUAAUAUAUUUUUAGGGUGUGUCACAAAAUAUAUGUAGAUGAAUAAGUAUUUUAGUGCUUUCAUCGUUGAUCAUGCCAAAUAUGUUAAUGACUAUAGUAGUUCUGAAAGUUUUUUAGGUAUGUUUUGAAAUUUCAACUAAUAAUAAAUUGUAGUUU